AUGGAGACUCCACCCAAUACGCGGAACAGCGGAAACUCCAGCAGAUGGAGGCAGUCCCAAGCGUCCACUGGCGCGCAGAGCUCGAUCUCCUCGAUGGCCUCGUUCGAGGUGCCACACAACAGCACGGUGCGGCCGCGGCCGUCGACCGCCUCGGCGCUGGAUCCAAACCGAGCGAGUCGACGGAGCAGUAAGCCUUCCAAAGUGGAGGCGAAGGCGCCGCCUCCGUGCUACGUGAGGUGCGCGAGCUCGCUGGUGGAAAACUCCACGUUUAUCAGUCUCACAACGCUUCUGACCAUUUACGCGCUCACGGGGGAUGACUUUCGCAUCAUCUUCACGCAGAAGCCCGCGGACGAGUAUUUCAAUGCCAUGGUGUUGAUUUGCAUUGCCAUUUUUAGCUUUGAGAUCAUCAUCUCUGUGAUGGGCAAGUCGGACUAUUGGCUGGGAUUUUUCUUCAUCUUGGACGUGGUCUCCACCGUGACCCUGGUGCUUGAUCUGACCUGGAUCAAUGACCUCUUGGCUGGGAAUGGUGAUAGCAGCUCUCUACGCAGUGGCAGGACCGCGCGGAUCGGCGCCAAGGCCGCGCGCAUGAUCCGGGUCCUGAGACUGGUGAGAAUCCUCAAGCUCUACAAAGCCUGGCAUGAGGCAGACCGAGAAAGGGCGCGGCGCAGACGAGAAGCGGCCAUGAGAGCCUCGCGGCCGGAUGAUGAUGAGUGGGAUGAACAUGAUGAUGAAGCGCUAGCAGACGCGGAAGAAAACGAAGAGAAGGAAGCUGGGCAAGAAUCCACCCUUGGCAAGAAGCUGUCAGAGAUGACCACUCGAAGAGUGAUUAUUCUCAUCCUGGCGAUGCUGCUCAUCCUGCCACUCCUUCAGGUCGAUGACUUCACCCAAGCUCCGUUCUCGGCGGAGUAUGGCGCGGAUCAGGUCAUGGAGUCCUUCAAGGACUGGGAUGCUUCAGGGAGCAGCUCGGACAGGGUCAGGUACCAGAACUCCAUGCUCACCUAUGUCUAUUACCACAAUUGGUAUGCCGGCAAGGGGUUUUGGCAGUACUGCCCGUACUCGCAAGUGCCGUCGUGCUCCAAUGGCUUUUGGGGUCACUUGUACUUCGUGGGCAUCCGGGGGAGUAAUCUCGCGGAGGUGGCUGCCAAGGCCAGCAAAGCCAGACUGAACCUCACCGUCGUGGAGAGCUUCGAUGAAGCAUCCAAGGCGCGGGACCAGGCGGUCUACAACUUGGGCAGUCUGCCCUCCCAAGCGCAGGAGUGGUUGGCUGCUGCAUGGACCAACGAUUGCCCAAUCAUUUCGCAAAACCUAGAAUACUUAAAAGGUGUGUCCAUCAUUGCCGAAGAGGGCGAAGGGGUCUACUAUCCUGUCACAUGCCCUCAGGACCUUCGGGUGACCGAGUCGCUCCGGUACAGUCCGGUCUGGCAGACGCGACAGGCCUUUAGCGAAUGGCGCUUCGAAUUCUAUUUUGAUGUUCGGCUCUUUAAUAGGGAGACGGCCAUUUUUAGUCUUGCAACCACUGGCUUCGUUCUAGUGCUUUUGCUGGCGGGGUCGCUCAUGUUCUCAAGAGAUGCUAACCGGCUGAUCGUGAACCCGGUGGAGCAAAUGAUCCGACGCGUCAAGGCGAUUCGUGAUAACCCUUUGAUUGCCAUGCAGAUGGCCGACGACGAGUUCAAGUUGGAGGAGCUGCGGAAGUACCGCAUCAAACGCCAGGGCUGUGUGUCCAGGGUUCUGCCCUCAGCUUGGCGGCCAGUUCGUGGAUUGGAUUGGACGCAUGAAGAUGGACAGCAGCAUCUCUCAGGGAAAGGGGAGUUCUGGGCCUUGACCAAAGUCCGGAACCAGACCCAGCUCCGCUCGGUCCAGCAUCGGCCGUGCUAG
Molecule: messenger RNA, 1875 nt
Organism: Durusdinium trenchii
Lineage: Eukaryota; Dinophyceae; Suessiales; Symbiodiniaceae
Source: the annotation of a GenBank genome assembly